GAUUACGAUUUGUUUAGGUGCUACAAACUGUCAGGCUAGAAAAGCAACAAACGCGAAUCCGUUUUUCGGCAUCGCAUACGGGUUGUGCCUCCAAAUUAUUCAGUUAUAUACAUUGAAAAUAUACACGUUUUGGGAACCUUCACAUGUAACAGAAAUUAUUCCGAUCGUUGUCUGGCGGACACCGUUCACUCUGAUCAAGUAUCGAAUAUCGCGAGGUUAUAAAACCACCUUAAAACAUUUCACGUUUAAAAAGAAUCAAAAACGUACCGCAAAUUGGUGGCAUGUGCAGAGGGACAGCGCAAAAGGUGCUGAGAGUAGGGUAGUUGCACGAUGGAGAAUGAGAGGCUGUUGGUGGCGGCAGGGUUAACCGCCGCCGCCGUUGUCGGCGCGUUCGUUUUCUGGGGCCCCUCUACCGGGCACAGCGGACGGGGGCGGCUUGCGGGUUUAGUCAAUCUCGGCAAGACUUGUUUCCUCAACGCUAUUCUGCACGCCCUCGCUGCAUGCCCGCAGUUUGUCUCUUGGCUCGAGCAAGAUCGGCUUGCAAAGGAGACCAGUCUUAGAUCUACAUUAUCCACUGUUUUGUCAGUUGUGAAUGGUACUCAUAAAUCAAUGCAGGAAACCUAUGCACCUGCCGCAGUCAUCAAUGCAUUAAAACGACUUGGCUGGGUGAUUCCGUCUGGGGAGCAAGAUGCACAUGAGCUAUUGAAUGUUAUUUUGACUACUUUAGAUGAAGAAAGUUCCAAAUUGACAAGAAAGUCCGGAUGUCUUUCCGAUGCACUGGGUUUGCAUGACCUGCUGAUGACUCCGUGCGACGAGCGUUCGGUGAGUCCGGCUCCUUCGGAUUACGAUCCACGCGGGAGUAUUCUCUCCUUGAACGAUAUCGGUCGUCCUUUAAGUUUGAACUUUGUGGGCGGCCAUCGCUACAGAUGGAUCUCGCGUUCCUGCAGGAGUCUGCAGAUUGCUGGACCGCCACCACAACCACUGUCGCAUCCUUUCAGUGGUACUCUUACUAGCCAAUUGCGGUGUACUGAAUGUGGUCAUAAAUCAAGCGUGCGAUACGAUAAAUUUGAGAGUCUUUCUCUUGCUUUGCCAAGCGGAAUGGGUGAUUUGGGCUAUGGUAGACACAAGUUACAUCAGUUGUUGACUAAUUUUGUCACUCCUGAAAUGAUUGCGGAUGUGAAAUGUGACCACUGCAACCGGGAUCGGUCACCAUCGGAUCCACCGAUAUUAUCCAAGCAAAUCAAAAUACUCAAUUUUGGAAAGUUGCCGCAAUGCCUGUGUUUGCACAUCUCCCGAAACACAUGGCAGGGCAGCGGAGUUUCCAAACGACAGGACUACGUGCAGUUCCCGAUGCGCUUGUCUCUCGCCGCGUACACAUUCAUCCAAUCGCAGUACCAACGCCGCGUCUCCACCAAUCUAUACAUGAGCACCAGCGAGGGCGGCUCGCCGCUCUCCAACAGCAUGCCGCACUCAUGGAACGCCGGAUCCCUGAGCGACAUGGGCAAGGAAUGGCGUAAUGUAUAUCAGCUGGCUGCAGUCGUCGUGCAUUCUGGUGACGCCCACUCCGGGCACUUUGUUACCUAUCGCCGCGGCAACCAAACAUCCAAGUGGUUCUACACCUCCGACGUGGAAAUUCGAGAAGUCAGUAUGGAGGAAGUCCUACAGAGCACAGCGUACAUGCUCUUCUAUGAGAAGACAUCCAAUCUAGGCGUGUUCUAACUAUAAAAGCCACAGUGCAAUAAAGUAGUGUUGAGAAUUGCAAUCAUUUGAUGACGGAGAAAAACUAUUUGUACAUAUUUUGUUAUGAUGCUCGGUAUUUUUAUAACUUACUUUGAGAUGUGGCCAGUUCCAUGGCGUUUGAAGUCACAUUCGUAUUUAUUUCUUACUUCUUAUUCAAAACAUUACUUUUUCAAUACACCACACAUUCAUCUUGGGAUAUUAGGCUAAGAACUGAAACAACUAUAAGAUCGUCACGCGCAGAAACUUAAAUCACAUCAGAUUGCUUACAAAUCUCACUGUACAAUUUCAUCUGGAUGUAAUAAUAAUGAAGCAAGUUUUCCUGACGAGACGCUAGACGAGAAUAAUUAGUAAAAUUGAUAACGAAAAGGAUUCUAUGUUACAUAAUAUUGUUGUGUAAAUGUCAUCAUGUAUUUUUCUAUUUGCGAUAUUGCUCCACCAUUUAUUUCAUUCAGCAUGUACUUGAUAAUUGAUAUUAAAGUAAGGAGAAGUAGGUUUAAUUGAUGAAGGGACAUAAACGAAUAGAAUAUGUUUAUGUUUAAUUGACGUUACCAGAUGAUGAUAAUGAUGAUGAUGAUGAUGACGGGUUUGCGGUGGGCGAUGUAAGGCACUCAAGGCGGUUUAUUCGCUCAGUCUUCCGGCCUUGUUGGCCUGAUACUUGAGCUCGUACUGUUCGGGAGUCAGGUGCGACCCGAUGCCCAGCUGCUUCAAGCUGAUGACUACGUCGAAGAGGUAGUCAUAGCACUCAGUCAUUGUUUUUGCUUGUCGCCAGUUGUCACCCCAUACGUAAACCUGAUAUGGAACAAGAUAGAAUAUAAUAAAAUCUUUAAAUUUUA
Molecule: messenger RNA, 2573 nt
Organism: Dalotia coriaria
Lineage: Eukaryota; Metazoa; Arthropoda; Insecta; Coleoptera; Staphylinidae
Gene: Usp30
Product: ubiquitin specific protease 30
Exons: 5
Coding region: 331-1719 (462 amino acids)
Biological process (GO): protein deubiquitination
Cellular component (GO): nucleus; cytosol
Molecular function (GO): cysteine-type deubiquitinase activity
Source: RefSeq, a predicted model, not a curated record